AUGGUUGCAAAGAUUCGACUUUUGAUCGAAAAACUCUAUAAUAAAAUGAGUAGAAAUAAUAAUCUUAAUAUGUGUUUUAACGAGUCAGAGAAGACUCUAAAACAAGAAGUGGAACAAGUGAAUGUAGAUGAAACUUCCAACAGUUAUGAUGUCUCUAAAAUGAUAGGAUAUUUAUUAGUUUCUCUUAACAAAUUACUUUUUUUCUAA
Molecule: messenger RNA, 207 nt
Organism: Hepatospora eriocheir
Lineage: Eukaryota; Fungi; Microsporidia; Hepatosporidae
Source: the annotation of a GenBank genome assembly